GGGGCGCAGAGGCUUGAAAUAUUUAAGAAAGGACCGCGCGAACCCUCUUCUUCUUUCUUUCAAUAUGUUCCAAUGGUGACGAGCGCUACAUCCUCUCCUCUGAUAGACGCUAGUAACGAGUAGUGCCAUUGUGUAGCAUUUAUUUUGACACUGAAUUAUGUUGAAGUGUGUUACGAGGUCAUCUCACUCUGCUGCCCCAACCGGUCUGCUCUCCUAUGCGUAAUAUGCAUUCGCAGCUCGUUUUUGUCAAAGAGUGGUUGCUCCUCGCACUGCUCUGUGCACUCAUCCCAACAUCAACAGCUUAGAGAGUACGAGGGAGAUAAGAAGAGACAACGUCAAGCUUUGAUUUCGCUUUCGUUGCACAAACACUUGAUGCGGUUGACAACGGUAUCACACUGGGGUAAAAGUUAAUCAAAUUUAAUCCUGAUAAGAGCGAACAGGGAUUAAUAAAAUGCUAGUCAAAGACACGUUCUUGGUCUUUAUGAUAUGCGCAUUUUCCACGCUGCAAGCCGCGCCUGUGCAUCCCACGUUAGAAUGCACGUCUGGCCUUCGUGUCCAUCUCACAGUCAGCUCCAUCGCCAACAGAUCGACCUUAAACCAACUCGAGCUCAACUGGAUGGGAGCAAGCCCUGCCAGUGGAGACUGGAUCGGUAUCUUUAAUUCUGACCCGACUGUGUCUGGCACGGCCAAUCCCCUGGAGAGGCUCGAUUUGAGCCCAACCGACGCCUGCGAAGGCUUCUAUGUGACCAACACUAUGGUGGACAGUUACGUGAAUUCCAGCUCCGAACUUGGAUUCGUUUCAAAAUGCCUAGACUACCACAUUGGAUACGUGUCAAGCGGCGGCCAGGUCUUGGCGAGCAGUUGCCUCCGCCUUGAGCCAACCUGGAUGGCCGAUAUGGUUGGCCUCGGGGAUCAAAUCAUAAAGGACAUUUUUAUUCCCGGCACACACGACUCAGGCGCUUACAGCAAAUACGAUCCCGUUCUGGGCGACACGCUUGUCUUGAAAUAUACGGUGACCCAGGAUGAAGACCUGCUUGCGCAACUCAUCAGGGGAGUGAGAUAUCUCGAUAUCAGGCCUGCCUACUAUGGACCUCAAAGGGCUGAAAACCAAACAGGAUUUUGGAUAAACCACGGCGCUUUCCAAAUCCACCGCCUUGAGGUGGUUGUAGCCCAAGUUCAGCAGUUCUUGGCGAACACUGAAAAUGAAAUAGUCAUUUUCGACGCCCGGGAAUUCCCCUACGGUUUCAACAGCGAUGCUAUUCACGAAAAACUGAUUGCAUAUCUGCAGCAGGAGUUCUCGCAGUAUAUCAUCCCGCGUGGGUCAGAAGGAUGGAGCUCGAGAAUAAGCGAUUUGAGGGCUUCCGGUGGAGGAAAGUUAAUUAUUUCUUAUGAUAAUUACAAUAUGUACAGCAAGUACGAUUGGCUUUGGAAUCGAGUUGAGCACAAAUGGGGCAACGUCAGAACACUUGAAGACCUUUACAGUUAUUUGAGUGAGGUUUCAGCACCUACAAAUAACGCGUGGUCCGCGAUGGCUGAAUUGACGCCAACAGCAUGGGAUGUUAUCACUGAUGAACUCGGUGGACUAAGAAAAAUGGCAGAUUCAGUCAACAGGAACGUAACGUCGUGGUACCAGGGCUCGUGGGGCCGAACUGCGAACGUGGUCGCGGUUGAUUUCUACCGUGGGUCGGACAUUGUAAGGACUGCAAUCGAAUGGAACAAGCAGAAGAUCAGCUCAGGCCAUAUAAAAUGCGCAAACAAGUGGGAGAGAAGCCAGCACCGCCUGAGAAGAUUGUUUCAAUUUUUCCAGUUCAAAUUCUUUUAAAAUCAGGGUCACACUGAACCAGCACCGAUUAGUAUUAGUUUUAUCUUAAACUGUUAAUUUUUUAGGCAUUUUAUAUUUUUCCAUUCAAAUUAAUAUCAUUGCCUCGUAAAAAAACGAAUUUUUAUU
Molecule: messenger RNA, 1948 nt
Organism: Cloeon dipterum
Lineage: Eukaryota; Metazoa; Arthropoda; Insecta; Ephemeroptera; Baetidae
Product: PI-PLC X domain-containing protein 1-like
Exons: 8
Coding region: 452-1822 (456 amino acids)
Biological process (GO): lipid metabolic process
Molecular function (GO): phosphoric diester hydrolase activity
Source: RefSeq, a predicted model, not a curated record